AUGGACUCUGAUCAGGCGCAUGGAUAUGCAUACGACCCCGGCCUCUCCGUAUCGACCUGGCUGCAAUCCACCGAAUUGCACCCCCCCGAAGAUGCUCUGGCUGCCUCGCCAGACAAGUACUAUUCGGCCUACACCUCCACCUCGACCGAGCUCCAAGCUCCUGCCUCACCGCAACACAGCCCAGACAUGCCCACCGCGCGCCCCCGACACUCCAAUGCCAACGCCGCCGCCAAAAACACAACCGCCUCUGCCACCGCCUCGCCUGCUUCCGCCUCGGCCACUCGCUCCCCCCCAAACCAGUCAACCAAAGUAAAAGCACUUGCCGAGCGUUUUGAGCGCUCCCCCGACGCUACCUCGCCCACGGCCUCGUCCACGCUGCGCUCCAGGUCCCGCGAUCCCUCCAGGGCUGUCUCGUACGACGUCCACCGCCGUGCCAAUGCCUCGGUCUCGUCUACCGCGUCGGCCGCGCGCCCCAGCAGAGAGGCCUCAUAUGGCCCCCACAAGUUCAGCAAUCUGAAGCCCAGGGAAAGACCCCAACCUGCUCCCGCGACCCCUCGGAACACGCGCCGCACGAAUGGCAUAAAGGCCAGCAUCGACCAGCAUGCCUCGUCGUCAAAAACAAAAUCAGCCUCACAAAGUCGCCCCUCGACAUCUGGUCAACGGCAGCUAUUUGGCGAAGUGCUGACUGGUCAGGAUGUGUCAUCGCCUGGCUUCGGAAUUCCAACCGUCGACGGCACGCUGGGAGAGUCUCCACUGCCUGCCACAUCCCACCACACUUCCCGUCAUGGACGGUCGGCUAGUGGCCCGACUGUAGUAUCGUUGCAGGACUCGCAACGCACACAAUCUCACGACCAGACAAAGUCGCGGUCUCCCGCGCGGCACACUCCACGCUCACGAAUCCCCGUAGCCACACGACGAAUGAGCAUUGGCUCAGACUCUAAUUCCUCGACCCGCUCCGUAAAAUACACUCCCACACGCGCAAUGAGCCACAGCAACAGGACAUCUCCCACAAGAAUGGAGAGGGUACUAGCCGCUGCUGUCACUCCAACCUCACGUGGUGCAGACCAAUCAACGCUGCCCGCUCUAGCCUACCGCGGAUAUCGUGAAAGAGGAAAAUCGCCUCUAGGUGCGAGACCUGGACCAAGCGUAGCCGCUGUUGUCACCGCCCCGCCUCCACCAACAUCGCCUCGGCUGCGGAACUCGCGAGAACGACAGCCUCUCCAGCCUUCGCCUGCCUCCCGCUCCCGAAGCUCCGACCGGCAGGAUGAACACGGAUACUUUCCAAUUGCAAGCAGCUUCCAACUCCAACCGGAGCCGUCAGAGGGGCUCCCCGGCGUUGCUGAACUAGAGCAAUCUUUCGAGGCACAUGCCCAUGCGAAGCGUCCCUCACACGACCAAGACUCAUGUCCACCGGAUCAACAGCAUUUGAGCCUCCAGACCUCUACCUUGACCGUACCCCCACCCAACCAACCGCAGUCGGCAGUGACCGACUUUGAGGAAUCGCCUGUGCUGGGACUACCCGGAAGUUUUGUCCUUACACCACCGGCAGCCCACCAGAAUUCGGAUGAGCAGCUCUUACAACCCAACGUCUUCCAUGCCUCUGCUCAGAACAGCGUCUCUCACACACCCGACAUUGAACAAUCAGAAUUAGGCGUCAGGGAAUCAAUACCAAUCAUGCUCAGUGAUGAGCAGUCCACAAAACCUUGGGAGUCCGACACCGACACCUUCAACGAAGGCCUCAAGGCUCUGUCGUUUGACUUCAAGUCGGAUCAUGGAUACGAUGCAAACGAGGCUCUAUCCGCAUCCUAUCCAAAGCGUGACACACUUUAUCCGGAUGAUUCAGCUAGCGUAGCGGCUCACCGAAAACGUGUGUCUCUUACGCCAAACACAGAGACAUAUAGUGUGGUAAACUCAGUCUUGAAUAUGUACCAUCAGUCACCAGUCAUCUCGCCAGAAAUGGCGUCCGUGUCACGGGAACGAGUACACCAAGUCUCCCCUGUAAUAGCACAACACAAAGACUGGGGGUCCAAAGAGGCUACAGAGACAUACCUUGCACGAUUGCUAAGUGACGCAAAUGGGUCAGCACGCGACACUACCAAGCUUGAGAUGAGCAACACAACAUCGCCGCCACGUCCAUCAAGAACCCCACCACAAAUUCCCCAACAGUUGCCAGAUGCUGCCCCCAGUGGCACUGCCAUCAUAUAUCCCUCAUCGUCGCGACGUUACUCAGGCGCAUCAACAACCACUACCAUUCAGGAAGAUGCAUCUCACUCUGGCAGUUCUUCCGGAAACCGUUCUCGCAACGCAUUGUCACAGAGUUCCUCCAACGAUCGUCCAUCGGCUCCUACUAAUGGCCUUGAACUACCGCAGCUUGCCUGGUCCGAUGGGGGCCUUGGAUUGGACUUGCAGCAUUCCAUGCCGCAUUCACCCAUGAACGCACCACCCCGGCCCAACUAUUCACCCCCACCUCCCCCUGUUCAGCCGUCCAUUGACGGACAAGUAGCUUCGCAAAACGCCUCAUACAAUCAUUUGUCGCACCACCAACUCUCUCGACCUACGCUUAGCGACGAGCAAUUCGAGAUGCACCCCGCUCGGUCGCGUACACCAGUCAUUCAUAUUCAUGAAAAGAGCCUGGAAGAUCGAUAUGGUACCCCGCAACCCAUGGAGACAUCUGUUCCAACACCGACCGAAGGCGAAAAGGGGGAAGACGGCCAGCCUGAUCCGGUGAAGCAGGCGCUGAUCAAGCGGUAUCGUACACUGGAAGAGUUGCUUACGACUGAGCAUCAAUUCUGCAUCGAUAUGAUGAUCGCACACAACAUCUUCGAAGCUACAGCGCAGAACCUAAUGAGCGAAAAGGAGAAGAGGCUUUUGUUCAGCAACUGCAAAGAGCUCGAAAAGUUUUCCUUGUCGCUAUUCCGGGCGUUCAAGAAAGCUGCGAAACCGAUUGUCAACUACGAAAUACCGCCUCCAACCGGGCCGUGGAACCGCGAUUCUACUGACAGUAAACCGGGUGACGCUCAAGAAUCAUCCGCGAGUACCCAAAGACCGUCAGAGGACUCUGUGAAUCAGUUUGAGAACUGUACGCUGGAGAACGAUCGAUUGACAACAAUCGGCCAGGUAUUCCUUGACAACAAAGAAAAGAUGGAAAGACUCUACACAACCUACUUCCUGAACCAAGACAAUGCAAGUGCGUACAUCAAGAAAAACCAAGGAAAUGAGAUCUUAUCUGGAUGGGUCACUGCUUGCUUUGAACAAGUAGAGAAUAUGACCCAAGCAUGGGAUCUGGAUUCUCUUCUUCUGAAGCCUUGUCAGCGUCUGCUCAAGUAUCCGCUGAUUCUCCAAUCGCUGCAAGAGAUUACCGACCCAGACCACCCAGAUCUACCCAAGAUUCGGGAGGCCUACGAGGAACUCAAGGCAAUGAGUCAGCGCAUCAACGAAGCCAAGGCACGUUCUGAUACCUUCCGCGCUGCCGCUUCUGAGGGAAAGAAAGAGAAGAAGAGUGGUUUGGGCAAGACGUUUGUCAAAGCAUUUAUCCCCAAGGUGGACAAGAGCAAAGCAUAUGAUGAGGCAGACAAAACAUUCAAGGAUCAAGACUACAAAUCAAAGGAGCAAAAGUUUGGCGGUCAUUUCUUCCAGCUUCAGAUUGUCAUUCGCGACUUUGAACAGUACCUCGAAGCCAUUACUGAGCACUAUUUGCAGCUCAACAUUGUCUUCCUGGGCUUCAUCACUGUUUGCGAAGUGGCGCCAUCGAUAUAUCCUGAGAUUGAGAGCACAUGGCGAAAGUGGGCAAUGGCCCAUUUCGAGUUGCAGAACAAGGCUCUCGAAGAGCAUAAAGCUGCUGUCCGCAGCCGCGUGCUGAGGCCAGUUGGAGAUCUCUGGGAGAUGUGGGUAUCGUAUCAGAAGACAAUAGAGCAGCGCAAGAAGUACCUAUUGUACUAUGUUAAGCACAAGCAGGCCAUUGAUCGCGGUGAGAAAGUGGACCCCGACCUGGAAGAGUCGGCGAAGAAGUUCUCUACGAUCAAUGACACACUCAAGCACGAGCUGCCUUUGCUUUACGAGAGAACAAAGGGUCUCAUGCGCACGCUCAUGACACUGUUCAUGUGCUUGCAAAAGGAUUGGUACAAGACUUGUUCAAAGAAGAUUCUUCCCCUACUCGAAAGCGAACCUCAACACACGACAUCGCUUCGUUACGAUCUCGAGUCAUAUGUCGAGCGCUUCCACUCCGACUAUAAGCCGAUGCAGGAACUUGCCAACAAGCUUGGCAUUGUCAACCGAAAUCUGCUCAUCGAUAUCUCGAACAUGACCUCGCCCGUUCCCACAUUCUCCUCGGAUGGUGGCGGCUCGUCCCGUAACUCUUCUUCUCGCCGCACCGAAUCAAUGAGCAGCGACACGUCCUUGAUCGACUCGCGAAAUCGCAACAGCGGCGGCUAUGCACCACGGUCACAUCCCCGUCCCAUUGAGAACCCGCCCCGUUCUUCUCCUUCAGGACCUGCCUACCCCUCACUACAUCCGCCUAACGGGGCAAGUCGGUCAGGUCCUGGGCCUACGUCGCUGCGCGAGGCACGAGCACUCAGUCCUUCUUCAGACAACAGUGACGCUACCGUUAUGCAUAGCGAGCGUCGUAAUACUGGACCUUCGCGCAGCAACCACAACUACAUGGGUCUUGAUGGUGCUAUCGAUGUUGAGCAUUCACCCUCGGUUUCUCAUGCAUUCGACUUUCCACCUCAACUCGGACCUUCCUUCCUCUCACCUCUGCAGACCAGCACACAUACCGUAUCGGCACCACCUUCACAGCCAACAUCUCUCGCUGGAUCUACCCGUGCGUCCGGAGUGUUCAAUUCUGCGCUGCCAAUGUCCGAUUCCCCUGCCCGAGGCAGCGUCGAAGACCUACCCACCACCCCUGCCGAGGCCGAAGAGCCCGAAGUGCUCUUCCUGGCUGCAAGUCUGUUUGAAUUCAAUAUUGCCCAUGACCGCCGUGAAGGUGGGAUACCGUAUCUUGUCUAUGUCCCCGGCGAGAUUUUUGACGUUAUCGGCAUGAAGGGCGAGCUGUGGCUUGCUCGUAAUCAAGACGAUGCCACAAAGACUGUGGGAUGGAUUUGGGAGAAGCAUUUCGCUCGCAUUCUGCCCGAAGACGCAUAG
Molecule: messenger RNA, 5139 nt
Organism: Bipolaris maydis ATCC 48331
Lineage: Eukaryota; Fungi; Ascomycota; Dothideomycetes; Pleosporales; Pleosporaceae
Biological process (GO): regulation of actomyosin contractile ring contraction; regulation of division septum assembly
Cellular component (GO): cytoplasm
Molecular function (GO): guanyl-nucleotide exchange factor activity
Source: RefSeq, a predicted model, not a curated record